AUGAAAAAAGCUGCUGUUGACAGCAUACCUGUGACCAUUUCUACCUUCCACCGCCGUCGUACAAGUGGUGAGGAUCUGACAUGCCAACCUCAACUCUUAGUCAGAAGCACUCCAGUAACAAUUGUGACAUUAGGCACCACACCGGUUGCCAGUUCUGAGGCUACCACCCUUUCAACAACUCCUGCUGACUCAAAUAUUACUGUGACCACUUCCAGUCAGGUCAGUUCUUCUAGGACAAUUGCUGAAGCUACUAGCAUGCCAAUCUCAAUUCCUAUCAUGGAGAAGCACUCCAUUAAAGUAUACCUGUCAGUACCACAUUUGCUGGCCAGUUCCGGAGUUGGCACUUUUGAAACCACUCCUGUUGACUUCAACACCCCUGUGACCACUUCUGCUGAAGCCAUCAUCUGCUACAACUGGCAGCACCACACAUGUGACCAGUUCUGCGGGCAGCACUUUCCUAGUGAAGGAAGCACUCCAUUAACAACUAUUCCUGUCAGCACCACACGUGUGACGAGUUCUGGGGACAGCAUGCUUUCAACACCUUCUGUUGGCACCAGCACACCUGUGACCACUUCUACCCACAUCAGUUCAUCCCCUACAACUCCUGAAGGUACUAGUAUGGCCACCUCAACUCCUAGUGAAGGAAGCACUCCAUUAACAACUAUUCCUAUGAGCACCACACCUGUGACCAGUUCUGCGGGCAGCACGCUUUCAACACCUUCUGUUGACAUCAGCACACCUGUGACUACUUCUAUCCAAGUCAGUUCGUCUGCUACAACUCCUGAAGGUACCAGUAUUCCAACCUCCAUUCCUAGUGAAGGAAGCACUCCAUUAACAACUAUUCCUGUCAGCACCACACGUGUGACCAGUUCUGCGGGCAGCAUGCUUUCAACACCUUCUGUUGGCACCAGCACAUCUGUGACCACUUCUACCCACGUCAGUUCAUCUGGUACAACUCCUGAAGGUACCAGUAUGGCCACCUCAACUCCUAGUGAAGGAAGCACUCCAUUAACAACUAUUCCUGCCAGCACCACACGUGUGACCAGUUCUGAGGGCAACACCCUUUCAACACUUUCUGUUGAUACCACCACACCUGUGACCACUUCUACCCAUGUCAGUUCAUCUCCUACAACUCCUGAAGUCACCACCAUGCCAAUCUCUACUUCUAGUGAAGGAAGCACUCCAUUGACCACUAUUCCUGUCAGCACCACACGUGUGACCAGUUCUCAGGGUAGCACCCUUUCAACACCUUCUGUUGACACCAGCACACCUGUGACCACUUCUACCCAAGUCAGUUCAUCUCCUACCACUCCUAAAGUCACCACGAUGCCAAUCUCAACUCCUAGUCCACGAAGCACUCCAUUAACCACUAUUCCUGUCAGCACCACACGUGUGACCAGUUCAGAGGGCAGCACCCUUUCAACACCUUCUGUUGACACCAGCACACCUGUGACCACUUCUACCCAAGUCAGUUCAUCUCCUACAACUCCUGAAGGUACCAGUAUGGCAACCUCGACACCUAGUGAAGGAAGCACUCCAUUAACAACUAUUCCUGUCAGCACCACACGUGUGACCAGUUCUGCGGGCAGCAGGCUUUCAUCACCUUCUUUUGACACCAGCACACCUGUGACUACUUCUAUUCAAGUCAUUUCAUCUGCUACAACUCCUGAAAGUACCAGUAUUCCAACCUCGAUUCCUAGUGAAGGAAGCACUCCAUUGACAACUAUUCCUGUCAGCACCACACAUGUGACCAGUUCUGAGGGCAGCACGCUUUCAACAACCUCUGUUUACACCAGCACACCUGUGACCACUUCAACUCAAGUCAGUUCAUCUCCUACAACUCCUGAAGGUACCAGUAUGGCAACCUCGACUCCUAGUGAAGGAAGCACUCCAUUAAUAACUAUUCCUGUCAGCACCACACGUGUGACCAGUUCUGCGGGCAGCAUGCUUUCAACACCUGCUGUUGGCACCCGCACACCUGUGACCAAUUCUACCCACGUCAGUUCAUCUCCUACAACUCCUGAAGGUACCAGUAUGGCCACCUCAACUCCUAGUGAAGGAAGCACUCCAUUAACAACUAUUCCUGUGAGCACCACACCUGUGACCAGUUCUGCGGGCAGCACGCUUUCAACACCUUCUGUUGACACCAGCACACCUGUGACUACUUCUAUCCAAGUCAGCUCAUCUGCUACAACUCUUGAAGGUACCAGUAUUCCAACCUCGAUUCCUAGUGAAGGAAGCACUCCAUUAACAACUAUUCCUGUCAGCACCACACAUGUGACCAGUUCUGAGGGCAGCAACCUUUCAACACUUUCUGUUGACACCACCACACCUUUGACCACUUCUACCCAUGUCAGUUCAUCUCCUACAACUCCUGAAGUCACCACCAUGCCAAUCUCUACUCCUAGUGAGGGAAGCACUCCAUUAACCGCUAUUCCUGUCAACACCACACGUGUGACCAGUUCUCAGGGUAGCACCCUUUCAACACUUUCUGUUGACAACAGCACACCUGUGACCACUUUUCCACGGGUCAGUUCAUCUCCUACCACUCCUGAAGUCACCACCAUGCCAAUUUCAACUCCUAGUCUACGAAGCACUCCAUUAACGACUAUUCCUGUCAGCACCACACAUGUGACCAGUUCUGAGGGCAGCACCCUUUCAACACCUUCUGUUGACACCAGCACACCUGUGACCACUUCUACCCAAGUCAGUUCAUCUCCUACAACUCCUGAAGGUACCAGUAUGGCAACCUCGACUCCUAGUGAAGGAAGCACGCCAUUAACAAGUAUUCCUGUCAGCACCACACGUGUGACCAGUUCUACGGGCAGCAUGAUUUCAUCACCUUCUGUUGACACCAGCACACCUGUGAUUACUUCUAUCAAAGUCAGUUCAUCUGCUACAACUCCUGAAGGUACCAGUAUUCCAACCUCGAUUCCUAGUGAAGGAAGCACUCCA
This is a messenger RNA of Chlorocebus sabaeus (green monkey), 2955 nucleotides long. Lineage: Eukaryota; Metazoa; Chordata; Mammalia; Primates; Cercopithecidae. The record is from RefSeq and is a predicted model, not a curated record.